GUGGUGGCGUGCGGCGUGGGACAAGGCACCGCGUAAGGUGUGAUUACCGAGAAGAUGAAGAGCUUCUGAGCAAGCUGUCAGUGAGAGGCCUGUGCCAGGACUGGAGGAAGGCAUUCCGUCAUCUUCCUGUAUCUGAUGCUGGAGGGUGAUGCACACAGCUGGUUCACAGCGGUCACUGCAGAUGCACCUUGAAGACAUAAGGUGCCAGACCCAAGUCAUGAUCCUGCGAGUCAUCUCCCUGGAUGCCCUUCUGAGCCCCCAUGGAAAUGGGGCCAUCAAGGUGGGCCACAUGUCAACGUAUGUCCAGUUUGUCCAGACACACAGACCUUCUGGAGAGUACAUGUUUUAGUUUGAUGAGGAUGAGCAGUUCUAUGUGGAUCUGGAUAAGAAGGAGACCAUCUGGCAUCUGCCAGAGUUUAUUCGUGCCUUCAACUUUGAUGCUUGGAGGGGUAUUGCUGACAUUGCCACGGCAAAGAAGAACCUGAACACUCUGAUCCAACAGUCCAACCACACCAGGGCCACAAAUGAGCCACCUGAGGUGGCCGUGUUUCCCAAGGAGCCUGUGGAGCUUGGACAGCCCAACACCCUCAUCUGCCAUGUGGACAAGUCCUUCCCACCUGUGCUCAAUGUCACAUGGCUGUGCAAUGGGCAGACGGUCACCAAAGGUGUGGCCGAGAGCAUCUUCCUGCCUAGCACAGAAUUCAGGUUCCACAAGUUCCACUACCUGACCUUCAUUCCCACGGCUGAAGAUGUCUAUGACUGCAAGGUGGAGCACUGGGGCCUGGACCAGCCGCUCCUUCAGCACUGGGAGGCCCAGGAGCCUAUGGAGGUGCCUGAGACAAUGGAGACUGUGGUCUGUGCCCUGGGCCUGGUGGUGGGUGUGGCAGGCAUCAUCACUGGCACCAUCAUCCUGAAGACCAGGAGGCUCGACAACAUCCCUGGGUGCAGGGGCCCCUGUGAGUUAUCCCAGAGCUGGGGGUACUAGGGGCACAGUGCAAAAGAGGAGGCAACAUGGUAUGGGUAGUGGGCAGGAAGGACAAACACUUCAACAGGGGUUCUUUGAGAACUUCGCAUUUCAGAAUCACUGACCUAGAUUAAAAUAAUACAAUGAUAAAGAACAUUAGUUGAGUUGCUUACUAUUUACUAAGCUCUAUUCUAUAGGCUUCUUAUGUAUUCAUUUAUGUUUGGAGGUUGAUACCAUUAUUUCCCCAUCAGAGCGGGAAGCAGACACGAGGAGGGUGAAGGAAUCUGUCCAAGGUCACACAGCUUGAAAGGUACAGAGUCUGGAUUUGGACUCGGGCAUUGGGGUUCCAGAGCUCCGUCUUAUGCAAUAUGUAGAUUAUAUCAUCUAUGGCCAUUUUCUCUCUCCCUUACAAUCUUCAUAGCCUUGAUUUUCUUUUGUUGUCGAAGUGAUGUCUAGAACCUUCAAUACUAUGUUAAACAUUUGUAAUAAUAAAGGAUAUCCUACCUUUUGCAUAAUCUUAAAACGAAUGGAUUUAAUUUCUCCAUAGAUAUAUUUGCUAUAGAUUUUUGGUUUAUAAUCCUUGCCAUGUGGUAAAAUUGAUCAAAUUCUGUUUAUGCAAGUAUUGAGUUGAAUUCAUUUGAAGUUAAUAUGAAUGUUAUUCUUUGGUUUAUUGACUUUUUGGGUCAUAUUAUAGAUUUUCUGACAUUGAAACUUCACUGCAUUCCUAGGUAUUUUGUGUGAUCGCAGCCUACUGAUAUAAAGUAAUGAUGGUGAUCAGCUAGGAAUGCCUAGGGGCACUCGCUUGGGUCCCUACUACUUGUAGUGACAGGAGCCAAUGUUGUGGCCCGAUUGGCCCUUGUGGUUCUUAUGACUGCAAGACAAUCCUCAGCAACGACCAUUAGGGAACUUUGAAAAAAACAAGGUUUAUUAAUUUAUUACUCACAAGUCCCGGAAGGCACUUGGCAUGCCCAGAGCCACAA
Messenger RNA from Prionailurus viverrinus (fishing cat), 1944 nucleotides. RefSeq names its product HLA class II histocompatibility antigen, DP alpha 1 chain. Gene Ontology annotation, cellular component: MHC class II protein complex; membrane. The transcript has 5 exons. Gene Ontology annotation, molecular function: MHC class II protein complex binding. Lineage: Eukaryota; Metazoa; Chordata; Mammalia; Carnivora; Felidae. Gene Ontology annotation, biological process: immunoglobulin production involved in immunoglobulin-mediated immune response; antigen processing and presentation of exogenous peptide antigen via MHC class II; immune response. The record is from RefSeq and is a predicted model, not a curated record.